This is a messenger RNA of Halteromyces radiatus, 785 nucleotides long. RefSeq names its product ER-to-golgi vesicle protein transport Sft2. Bases 47 to 709 code for a protein of 220 amino acids. The transcript is spliced from 6 exons. Gene Ontology annotation, cellular component: membrane. NCBI's taxonomy places the organism in Eukaryota, Fungi, Mucoromycota, Mucoromycetes, Mucorales, Cunninghamellaceae. The record is from RefSeq and is a predicted model, not a curated record. Gene Ontology annotation, biological process: vesicle-mediated transport.
UUUUUUUUUACCUUUUUUUACUUUUCAACACUUUUAUGUUUUGAAAAUGUCGAAUACAACAGAAAACUCAUUUCGGAAUUCUUUAAGAAACUUCAACUUGGGACGUACUUCAUCACCUAUAGCCUUACCAUUAAGUGGUACUAAUUCACCAACAACAGCUAAUAAUUCAGCUUUUGCUUCUAUACGAGACUCUGCUAAUAGUUUAUUUUCAAAUGUAUCAUCAUCUGUUCAAGGAUAUUUACCUGUUAAUAGUGGUGAAGAAGAAGAAGAACCUUGGUAUCAAUUAUCUCGAGUAGAGAGAGUAAUGGCUUUCGCUCUAUGCUUGGGUCUUGGCAUUUUAUGUUUUUUCUUGGCAUUCUCGUUUUCAUUCCUUAUUCCUAUUUCUCCUGGAAAAUUUGCCGCCACUUUUACCUUGGGUAGUAUUCUACUUUUGGUUAGUAUUGCUAUGCUUCGUGGACCUAUAGCUCACAUCAAACAUAUGAUAUCUAUGGAAAGACUUCCUUUUACCAUCUCCUAUGUUGGUUCUAUGGCAUUAACGUUAUAUGCAUCAUUAGGGGCUCGAAAUUAUAUCUUGACAAUUAUAUUUGCAAUUAUUCAAAUUUUGGCUUUAGUAUGGUAUAUUGGAUCAUAUAUUCCUGGUGGAGUAUCAACAUUACGAUAUGGAACUGCUUAUAUUGGAAGAAGAGCAGCAUCGAUUUUACCUAUAUAGAAUAAUUUAGUGAAUGAUGUACAAUAUCAUAUUUUAUCUACCCCCCCUUUUUUUUUUGAAAUAAUAAUAAAACUAC